AUGGACACCAGCAUGAGCAUCAAAAUCGGUAUCAACGGCUACGGACGCAUCGGACGCCUCGUUCACCGCAUCGCAUCCAACACCCCAGGAAUCGAGGUCGUCGCGAUCAACGACCUCGUCCCGGCGGACAACCUCGCGUACCUCCUCAAGUACGACACGAUGCACGGGCGAUUCCUGAUCGACCACAAACCCGCUGAGGUCUCGGGAACCGAGAACACCAUCACCGUCAACGGCACGGUCGUCAAGACCACCGCGGAGCGCGAUCCAACCAACCUCCAGUGGGGUGACAUGGGUGUGGACUACGUCCUCGAGUCAACUGGACUCUUCACCCAGCGCGACGAUGCUCAGAAGCACAUCGACAACAACGGCUGCAAGCGCGUCAUGAUCUCCGCGCCGACCAAGACUCCAGACACCGUCCCGACCUUCGUCCACAAGGUCAACUGCGGGAAGUACAACCCCGAUACCGACACGAUCAUCUCCAACGCGAGCUGCACCACCAACUGUCUCGCGCCGAUCACCAAGGUGAUCCUGGACACCUUUGGUCUCGAAGAGGGUCUCAUGACCACGGUGCACGCCGCGACCGCGACGCAGCCGACUCAGGACGGCCCAUCCAAGAAGGACUGGCGCGGCGGACGCAACGCGUACAUGAACAUCAUCCCGGCGAGCACCGGAGCUGCCAAAGCGGUCGGCCUCUGCCUCCCAGCAACGGUUGGCAAGCUGACCGGCAUGUCGUUCCGCGUCCCAACCGCGGAUGUCUCUGCGGUGGACCUGACCUUCCGCACCGAAAAAUCCACCUCGCUCGCGGAGAUCAACGCGGCGAUGAAGGAAGCAUCCGAAGGCAAGAUGGCUGGCGUGCUCGGAUACACCGAGGAGCAGGUCGCCUCGAGCGAUUUCGUCGGCGAUCCUCGCUCGUCGAUCUUCGACGCCGGCGCUGGUAUCGAGCUCAACAGCAACUUCUUCAAGGUCAUCUCGUGGUACGACAACGAGGCGGGCUACGCGAACCGUUGCGUGGAUAUGUUCCGCAUGAUGGGUGAGAAGGACGGGAUGUUCGGGAUCAUCCCGCGCGUGGUCUGGACACGCACGCUUGAGCCGGAUGACAAGAACCGGAUCGAGCUGAUGCACAACUGCGUGCUCCUCGAAACCGAAGAGGUCGAUCCGGAGACCGGAAAGCCCCACCGCUACCUCAUCGAAGCGGGGACAGGCGACAAGCUCGACGAGAAGAUGUCCAGCAUCUUCGGACUCGACGGGCGCACGGUUGAGUCUGAGGUCCAGGGCGUUGGAGUCGAUCCAGCAGACAUCGAAGCGACGAUCGUCUCGCACCUGCACUUUGAUCAUGCCGGGGGUCUGACACGCCGAGCUCGCGAUGGUGAGGAAGCGGACUGGGUCGCGACCAAAGAGGGCGCGGCGUCUGGAGAUUGCAACGAGGUCAUGUUCACCUUCCCCAACGCGGAGCUGAUUGUCCAGCGCCGCGAGUGGGUCGAUGCUCGCAACAACGAUGCAGUGAUGACGCGGACGUACUACCGCGACCACAUCCUGCCGUUUGAGGACGAGCGCAUGCCGCUUGAUGGCGGGCGUGCUCGCUUGCGUCUCAUUGAUUCUCCUCGUCCGUUCCCGCUCAAUCGCAAGCCCUCGAAGGGCGAGAUGCCCAAAUCGACCGCGGCUGAGCGUAUGACGGAGGUGCUCCCUGGGAUCAAGGUGUUCCUCGUUCCGGGACACACCUGGGGUCAGCAGGCGGUGCAGUUCGAGGACACUGAGGGGCGGACGAUCGUGUUCACUCCCGAUGUGAUGCCUACGCAUUACCACUUGGGACAGGCGUACUCACUCUCGUACGAUGUGGAGCCGUAUACCUCGAUGAUCACCAAGCACUGGUUCCUGAGCGAAGCCGCGGAGCACGGCUGGACGCUGCUGCUCGACCACGAGCCGGGGAAUCCGCUCUAUACGGUCAAGAACACGGAUUCUGGGUGGUUCGAGCUUGUCAAUGCGUGA
This is a messenger RNA of Symbiodinium sp. CCMP2592, 1986 nucleotides long. The record is from the annotation of a GenBank genome assembly. NCBI's taxonomy places the organism in Eukaryota, Dinophyceae, Suessiales, Symbiodiniaceae.